This is a messenger RNA of Saccostrea echinata, 1362 nucleotides long. RefSeq lists its product as uncharacterized. The transcript has a single exon. Bases 31 to 1362 code for a protein of 443 amino acids. Lineage: Eukaryota; Metazoa; Mollusca; Bivalvia; Ostreida; Ostreidae. The record is from RefSeq and is a predicted model, not a curated record.
AGUGUUUGAAGAUUGAGAAUUUACAGAAAGAUGUCAGACCCAAUCAAGAAAAAGAGGAGACCUCCAAAAUACCUGGAGAAAAUGCUGUUAGUUAAUCACAAAGAAGAUCAACUGCUCCAGGAGAGAUUAGAUAAUAUCCACAUUCGGUCGCGCACGCGUGAAAUGCAGUUGGAGAAGGAACGUAUCAAAGUAAGGGAUGAGUGGAAGGAAAGCAGAAGACGGCAAAUUCCAGUUGAUUCUAUACCACCUCUUGUGUCUCCACAAAAUCCUCCAGCUUCACGCUUGCCUCAAAGGAAAAUAGGAACUGUGGAAAAACCGAAAUUUCAAAGAGGAACAUCAUUACCAGAAGGAAAAGAUUCAGACAAUGUGAAUUCCUACCUGUUAGGGGAAUACAGAAGAAUGUCGGAGGUCAUUCCGUCUAUACUUUUGGCUAUUUCAAAGAAGGACGAGAAAAAGGCUAAAAUACCAUCACUUUUUCCAUUACAACGAAUAGAGGAGAAUGAACACAGAAACGAGGAGCCGGAUCUUCAUAGGAUUACCAAGCUGGCACGUUCUGUGAAGAAAAUGAGGGAGAACAUGUCUUUUCAGAAGAAAAUUGACAUGAACAGACCAAGACUGUCUUUGUCAAAAAUGUUUAAAGAGAUGCACGAACGUCGUUAUGAAACUGAUCAGCACACCGAUGGGACCUGUGCUUUAUUAAAACGCAAACUCGAAAAGCGUCGAAGAGAGUCGAUGCCAGAACUGGAUAUGAACACUUUACCGAUGCGUCGAACUUCAGAUUCCAAAGAACCUUCUGCAUUCCACAAAUCACAAUCUGCUCCCUUGCUUAGUGUGACCAAUGAAUCAACCGAUCCCACUAUAUACGAAGAAGCGGAAAUAGAAGAUGUUUUCGAAACUGACUUUGAAGUAAAACUGCCCUCUAGAUCUGAAAGAUCUCAGAGUUUGCAGUUCAACCCAUCUCUUCAAAGACAUCAUACGAGUUUAGAAAAAAGAGAAUCUGUGAGUUCAAAACCUCGAAGUCACAUGCAAAAACGGAAUUCAGUCUCCUCAGGAAUUGCUCGACCAUCAGGUCAGCAACCUUCUCGAAAGAGGCAUUCGAUUGCAACCAUUCCCAGACCCAUGCCCUUACAGCUUCCUAAAUUUAACCCACGUCAGUCUGGAAAUAUCCUAGGGGUGUCUCACAGGCGAUUUGAUCCUCAUGCCAGUGCCGAAUUUAUCGAUGAGGACGAACUUCGAGCGAAACAAAGAGUUGCCAUUGAACUCCAAAAAUUUGAAAGGAUUCGGCAAAAAAUCGAUCGCUUUAUGACACUGGAUACACCAGAAAACUUAGGUUUAAGAAGAGGAUACACACUUUUUACAUAG